GAGAAAUUAUACCAUCGAACGUACUUCAUAUCGCUCCAUCCAUAUCUCCCACUUGCGACCGACUCGGCCCCGCUCAGCCCUCUCGAUCUCCGGCACCACUGCUCCUACCAACCAUACUUUACUUCGUUCAAAAGUUCAACUCCAAAACCAAAACAAACACCCCUCUCUCUCUCUACCUUGUUUCCAAAAUAUAUUCUUCCUCUGAUAACUAUUACUCGGUCGAAGACGGCAAGACCCCAAUCGCUAGUCCAAUCAUCUCUUCAUUUUGUUAAAGAGUUGGAAGAUAAGAUGAAGUACCACUCAGAGGAAGUGGAUAGUAGGAGCUGUGGAGAGCUCAAGAAACAAAAGAAGAUGGCAGAGGAGGAGGGGAGUAGAAGAGGAGGGGAUGAGUCGAGUAAUGAGGUGGUCAAGAGGCGGAGAGGCCGCCCGCCGGGAUCCAAGAACAAGCCCCAGCCCCCUGUUGUCAUCACCCGCGAGUUUACCGAUUCCUCCCCCGCCAUGCGGCCGUACGUCUUCGAGAUCCCUGCCGGCCGCGACGUCGCUGCAGCCCUCGCCGACUUCUCCCGCCGCCGUGCCCUCGGUUUGUGCGUCCUCUCCGCUUCAGGCCCCGUCGCCAGCGUCACACUCCGCCAGUCACCCUUGCCGGUGGAGGGAUCCCCCUCCGCCGCCGCCGUGGUGACGUUAGGCGGCGGGUUCGAGAUGCUCUCUAUCUCCGCCACUUUCUUCCCGCCGUCCCUCCCCGCCGCGCCCGGCGGCGUGUUCUCGGUGUCUUUAGCAGGGCCGCAGGGGAGGGUGGUUGGGGGGAUGGUGGCGGGGCCGCUGGUGGCUGCUGGAACGGUGGUGGUGGUGGCGGCGGCAUUCGCACAGCACAUCUUCCACCGGCUGCCGGUGGAGGAGGAACCGGCCGGUUCGGCCUCGGCCUCGCUCUCCGGCGGCGGUGGAGGUGGCGAUGAGGUUGCUGCCUACCCUCAUCAAGAUGAAGAUGAUCAUGAUGCAGAAGCGCAGUAUCACUACCAACACCACCAUUAUCAUCGCCAUCAACUUCAUGGAUCGUCCGAUGGUACACCGAUCUUCCCUGGUCACUUCCCUCCCAAUAUUCUAUGGACUCUCCCCGCCCGCUCCCCGCAUCUACCACCACCACCACCUUAUCGAUUCACUUAAUAUUAUUUUCUUGUUUAUUGUCAAAAAAAAUAUCUGAUCGAUCUGUUUUUUUUUUUUGUUUUUAGUAUUUGGUUUUGAUUGUUAAUGAGAUUAUUAUGUAGUAAGAGAAGGUUAAUUAGGAAGUAGUUAGUUCUCAUCAGGAAUAAACUUUGGAGGCUUAUAUGAUGAACUGGAUAAGGCUGGUAUGAUGGUA
Phoenix dactylifera (date palm) is the source of this 1354-nucleotide messenger RNA. Its product is annotated as AT-hook motif nuclear-localized protein 17-like. Gene Ontology annotation, cellular component: nucleus. Gene Ontology annotation, molecular function: minor groove of adenine-thymine-rich DNA binding; DNA-binding transcription factor activity. The record is from RefSeq and is a predicted model, not a curated record. Lineage: Eukaryota; Viridiplantae; Streptophyta; Magnoliopsida; Arecales; Arecaceae.